Messenger RNA from Porites lobata, 2075 nucleotides. Lineage: Eukaryota; Metazoa; Cnidaria; Anthozoa; Scleractinia; Poritidae. The record is from the annotation of a GenBank genome assembly.
AUGAAAUCCUCGAACUCCCCGGCAGAAUCUCGUCGUCUCCUUAAUUUUGUUCCGUCGAUAAGACCGUCGUUUCUUUCUGUUGUAUUAGUUUUCGUUUGCGGAUGUCUUUGGGUGAAGAAUGAAACAACAAACGAACGACUAAUAGCGCUGGAAUCUCGCGUUAACCUUUUCCCCUGCGUUCAGAGUGUCUCGACUGAAAAUACUGACAGGAUAUCUCUUUCACCAACAAAAGGUACAGCAAGAGAUCUUUAUAAGAAGGUUCAGACACAUGUAUCCGAAAGGAUCGGUUAUACAUCAGGUAAAAUCUUCAAUUCAGAUGUUAUUUAGAUGCAGAUACAUGUUUAGAACUGAUUUUAUCCUCUUUUGAUUUAGGCAUAUAAUCUUUCAUGGUGUAAGUUUGCGCUUACAUACAGGAUCUUUGGAUAGUUCCAUAAGAUAAUUGAAUUUUUGACUUCAUCUAACACUGUAUAAACCCUUUUGCAACCCUCUCGCUCUGUUGUUAUUACUGCUUAGAUAUUCACUAAGCCACCUAUACUGGUAAAACAAUAAAGAAAUUUACGGUGUAAAUAAUCGAUGUUGAAUAGUGUCGAACGACUUGCUCACGUACAAGAUAUGUGGUCAAUACCCGGGGGAGGGUACUCCUUUAUAUAAGCCAUAUAACAGGAGCACACAAAGGGUGUAUAGUUCUUGGCUCUUUUGGUCUGAAAACGGUUAUAAACGUAGACCAUUUUGGUCUGGAAUUAGGUUUUGUUUUCGAGGAACCCACUGGAGCGUAUGCAUGAAUGUAGUUAUCGUUUCAGUUCCACAUGAAUAAGAACGAAAUAGAAAUAUGUGAAUUCGAAAUGCAUUUGAAGAAUUUUUUUGUUUGCGCUCUAAUCUAAGUAAUGAUGACACAGUUUCUUUCUAAGGGCCAGGUCUGAAAACAGGUAUAGACUGAGGUCUGCAUGGUCUGAGAACGGGUCGGGAAAAUUGAUCUGAAAUAGCACUGUCUGAAUAAAAUUGUUAGGGUGGCGUAAAAUUUGAGAUAUUUUUGAAAGGUUAGCCCCUAGAGGAGUUCAGUUAAGGAAGUCUUAGGGCUUGCCGGGUUACUUGAUAAAACCUUUGGUAACUUUGAUAGGGUGGCAAGAUUGAAAGUACGUUUAUUGAACGGUCUCGGUCGGUUUGAAACCCGGGGGGGGAGGGCACUUAUUCACUACAAUGGGGUCGCAUUUUCAAUAGAGUUGCUAGAAUGGGGUCGCACAUUUUCCGAUUUUUUGUGGUAAGACAGUUCUUCUUAUUUACGAUUAGCAAACGUACCAGAAUGUUUGUACUGUGGGUGAAAAGUAAAGUGUUCUUCAUACAGUUUAAAAAAUGGGUCAAUUCAUUAAAAAUAAAAAGUGACUAAGGUGGGAUCGCCAAAAUUACAUAUUUGCCCAAAAGUGACCAAGAUAGGGUCUAUAAUUGGUCACAGAAUAGACUAUAAUGGGGUAGGGGCUCUUAGACGCCAGCGUCACAUACCCAGCAAAAAUUUACCCAAGUACCCUUCCCCCCGGGAUUGAAAUGUGUGCGUAGGUCUAGAAAUCUAGAAUGUCAGCUUGGCUUUCCCUUGGAAGCAACAAGGGAAGAGGCGUGAGGACAAAUUGAAAAGUUGUUAACCUUGUUGUUGAACGCAACUUCCAAAACGUUGUUAAUUUUAUGAUAGAAAUGUCAGCCUUAUCAUUCAUUCCGUUGAUUUGUUCGUCAUAUUUUCUCCCUUAUUUAUUUUUAAUAUAAUCAUUGGAUAUUACUUUACUGCAGUCAGCCCGUUAUGAUUAGAGGCAUCAGCAACCAUCCGCUUAAGGAAGCGAAGAAACGUUUUGAACGACACUUCAACCGGCAUCACCAUACAUGAAGUAAGAAAAGAAAUCAGCAAACAGUUUGAAGAACUUAUGCCCACCAAGUACUGUAAGUCAACUGAGAAAGUCUGUCCCGCAGGUCCCCCCGGAUAUCCUGGUCCCACUGGACCGAGGGGACCACGUGGCAGGAGGGGACCAAAAGGAAAGAAAGGUCCUCAGGUCCCAUGGGACCUCCUGGAAAAUCCGGAAAAACAGGAAUAA